Molecule: messenger RNA, 621 nt
Organism: Panicum hallii
Lineage: Eukaryota; Viridiplantae; Streptophyta; Magnoliopsida; Poales; Poaceae
Exons: 1
Coding region: 1-621 (206 amino acids)
Cellular component (GO): cytoplasm
Molecular function (GO): zinc ion binding; ubiquitin protein ligase activity
Source: RefSeq, a predicted model, not a curated record
AUGGAGCAGAUGGUGGACUCCGUCCGCGUCGCGUGCCCGCACGCCGCGCACGGCUGCGCCGACAGGUCCGCGUACCACGACCGGGGACGCCACGCCCGUGAGUGCGCGCACGCGCCCUGCCGUUGCCCCGGCCGCGACUGCGGCUUCGUCGGCCCCGCGCCGGCGCUCGCCGAGCACGCCGCCGCCGCGCACGGUUGGCCGUGCACCGCCGAGGCCAUCGCCGGCUGCUCCUUCGGCGUCGACCUCCGCGACGGCUUCAACCUCCUCACCGCCGUCCGCGGCGGCGCUCAGCACCUGCUCCUGCUGAACGGGAGCACGCCGUUCGGCCGCGCCAUCUCCGCGGUACAGGUCCUCCCUCAGGUGGCCUCCACGGGCAGCUCGUCGGCGGCGGCGCCGGCGGCGAGUGGCGCGAAAUGCGAGCUCGAGCUCCACUACUGGCGCUACAAGGGCAUCCUACGCGAGCACUGCCUGGUAUCCCGGUUCGAGGUCCCAUCCAUGGAUCCCUCGGACGCGCUGCCGGAUCCCAGCACCUCCUUCCAGUUCUUCGUCCCUAAGAGUGUUCGUGGACACGACGAGGCUGCUGUUCACGUCAAUGUUGUUAUCUCGAUCAAUUCAUCGUAA